Messenger RNA from Angiostrongylus costaricensis, 418 nucleotides. NCBI's taxonomy places the organism in Eukaryota, Metazoa, Nematoda, Chromadorea, Rhabditida, Metastrongylidae. The record is from the annotation of a GenBank genome assembly.
AAACCUGUUUUCGAAUCUUACGUAACAUAUUUAGGUGCUCACCUACGACAUUCCACAACUACGGCUUAAACUUUCAGAAUAUGGUGUUCAAGAUAUCAAGCUGGUUUUUAUAGUGGUUCAAAAGAAACACAACAUUAGAUUCAUGAGGCCACUUCCAGUGUGCUUAUAUAUAAGCUCCACGCUUAAGGGAUCUGCGGUCACUCCACGAUAUGCUGUACUGGUUGAUGAUCUCUAUUUGUCUAUGGAUGAACUUGAAAGCUUGACGUAUGUACUGACAUAUGCCCACCAAAUCGUGAAUCUCUCAACGUCUCUUCCAGCACCACUCUAUGUGGCCAAUAGAUGCGCUGAGAGUGGACGCAACAUUCAUGAAGCCUACAAUUCCGUUGUACUUGCGAGGAGCUCGUUCGUGUGUUGCUGA